Messenger RNA from Melanaphis sacchari, 3518 nucleotides. RefSeq lists its product as uncharacterized. The record is from RefSeq and is a predicted model, not a curated record. The transcript is spliced from 3 exons. NCBI's taxonomy places the organism in Eukaryota, Metazoa, Arthropoda, Insecta, Hemiptera, Aphididae. Bases 891 to 2990 code for a protein of 699 amino acids. Gene Ontology annotation, cellular component: membrane. Gene Ontology annotation, molecular function: hexosyltransferase activity.
AAUAAUAAAAUAGUACUACAGUAGUGCAGUAUCACGUAAGAGCGGUGCACGCGACGACGCUUGCGUAAGCUUGUUCCUCGGAUUUUUCACCGUCUCACACACACACACACACACACACAAACACACAAUCGUUGUACCCGCGCACGACCGGGGCCGUCUGUCGUCGUCGGGACGUAACAGUGCGCGCUGUGCAGUCAUCAAUGAUGUUCAUUGGUGACGGAGAGUCGUCGGUCGUAGUGAUUCGGUAGGACUGUGCUCGGCCCGCAGGUCCCGGAACAGUGCGACGACAACGACAACGGCCCGCGACGACGAUAAUAUCGUUUUCGGCGAUUAAUCGUUACGACCGUCGCCGCGCGCGUUCGUGGCACGGUCGUUCCGUUUCCGAGUGGUGUUGAGCCCGCCCGUCGAGUGAUAUAACGGCGGCGGCGGCGGCAGAGGUGGAGGUCACCGUCGCGCGUCGACAUCGCCGGUUCAAGGCGAACGCGUUGUCGUCUUCGUAGACUGUUCAACGGCCAGUAGGUCGCUCGCAGUCUCUCUGCUCAACGGCGGCUGGCAGUGCGCGCGACGAUGGUCGGGAUCGUCUGAUCGUCGGACGUCUCAUUUGUCGGUGGCAGCCAGAGUGGACGGAGGGGCGACCACAGCGACCAACGGACCAAGUGUUUGGGUUGUGCGGCGCGGCAGCGGUGUCGGCUACGACGUCGACAUCGGCUUCGUGACGUAACGCAGACCAACUGUCUUUUUCUCCGGUCCAAACUCGACUGUACCGCUCGACGCCUGUUCAACUUCAUCCGCUGAUGAAUGAUCACUCACACUCGAAACAUUGGUGCAUUUGACCAGUAGUAAAAGACUGCAAUUGGUAGUUAACCAAAUUAAUCAUCAUCGACAUUGUUAUGUUUACGACGGCGCGGCGUUGCGUUUCUAACGCUCUGUCUGGUGUAUCAGUUUGCGGCUGUAAUCGAUAUAGCCCUAAUACAGUUGCUGGCUGUUAUAUUAGGAAGCUAACUAGAACUGCCAAUAGUAGCGGUGGUGGCUUUAAAGCUGCUAUCACUACAGCUCUUCUAUUCAUCAUGGGUGCUUUAUACUGUCUAUAUGGUACUGGUGGCAAUACAGGUAGCACAGUGGCGCCUAUUGCUUUCAAUCAACAAUCAUUAGGAACCAGUGAUUCGAUAAUUGGGGCGAAUCCAGAUGCAAUUGCAGACGUAGCGACGAUGACUGGUGGAAACUCGCACCCAAACCUGGAUUGUGGCGGUAACAAUGGUAAGAAGCGACGAAGAAAACAGCAAAAGAUAAAAUCACCGAAUGGUGUGGUUACGGCUGCUGAUAUGUACGAACCCGGAUUCCGUAUACGAAAUGCAGGCCUCUGUUCGACUAAAACCCGGCUAUUGGUACUGAUCACUUCGGCAGCAGCUCCAGCACACUCUCAAAAUCGACAAGCCAUUCGUAUGACAUGGAUGAACCGGUAUGGUCCAAGUGUGAGCAUGGCAUUCCUAGUGGGUACACCACAAAUGUCUGAGACAGACCCAGUGGCUCGAGUGCUGGAAGCUGAAGAACAAGCACUCAAGACUCGUUUAAACCAGCAUAAUAUCAAUAAUAACAUCAAACAGAAAGAAAAGGUCAAUUCCAAGCCAUCUGGAGCUGUGACCUCUGCAGCAGCAGACAUGGUGGUAGAACCAUUGGAUGAUGUUCCUGGGCGUUCCCAGUUUUUGAGAGACCGAGAACCAAACCCUGGAGAAGGUUUAGAUGCACAUGCUAUGCAUGGGUUAAACGAAGCAGAACGAGCGGUGCAACGAGUAUUAGGGCGAGAAUAUGGUCGAUAUGGUGAUUUAAUACAGUGCCAGUCUCGAGAUACUUACACUAACUUGACUCUGAAAUCUAUCGCUGCUCUUGAAUGGACCCGUCAAUAUUGUCCAUGGGCUCGGUACCUAUUAAAAACAGAUGAUGAUAUGUUCAUCGACGUACGUAGAUUAUUGCGGUUUAUCAAUAAAGUUGAAGCUGAAACUGUUACAGAGUCCAGUGUCAGUGGACUCCAUCCUCGGCCCCUUGAAUCCAUGCAUGAUCCAUAUGAAUUAUUCACCUUAGGUGCAGAUAUGUUUGAGUCUGUAACCACUCCUAGUUUUGAUAUUGAACUGCCGCCUACCAUAUGGGGACGACUAGCACACGGAUGGCGUCCGAUUCGUCAACAUAACAGUAAAUAUUAUGUUUCCCGUACACAAUAUACUGGUCGAGUAUACCCCGAUUUCUGCACGGGGCCUGCAUACCUUAUGACCAGGUCAGCAGUAAGCCCACUAUACGAGGCGGCACUAGGUAAAGAUUUUGAUAUGGUCGAUGAUGAUGAUGAUGAUAGUAAUCAGGAAAACAAAAAAAAUAUGAAUGAAGAAAAUGAAGAUCAAGAAACCAAAACCUACUUAGGAAAAGGCUGUGACAAUGGUAAUCAGACUUUAGAUGUUAGUGAUGAUGUAUAUAUUAGCAAAAAUACCGUGCCAUACUUAAAAUUGGAGGAUGUUUACUUAACUGGAGUUGUAGCUGAGCGACUAACACGCCGGGCAACCGAGCGACAGGCACGCCGAGAGCUUAAAGAAAAAGAAAAAAACGCUUUAAAUAGAGAUAAUCAUAACCAAAAACCAAAUGAUGGUAAAGUAAUGGAUAAUAAUGGUCAUCUCGAUAAUGGUAAAAAUACAAGACUGAAAAAGACAGAUAUAAUUGUAAAGGUGCGACGAAUACACGAUGAUCAAUUUGCAAACAAAAAAAUAACUGGUCGAGCAUUGGAUCGAGCUGUGUGCAAUGGUCUAAGCCCUAGCGAUAGUGUUGGUACUAGUGGAGGUGGUGGAUUUAGUUGGUUCCGGUGGUAUUGGGGAGAUACAGCAUUGGACAAGGACAUAAAAAAAAAGAAAAAAGAUCAAGGAGUAAUUUCUUUGCACAUGGUUAAAUACUAUGAGCAGUUUGAUCUAUGGCGACGGUUAAUGGACGGCAGGACUAAGUGUAAGUCUUAACGCUCGUUUUCUACAAAUUUGUGAAUUUUUAUUUAUUAAUUUUUGCUGCAAGACAACCGUAAUUCUCUAGCUUCUAUGUAUAAUAUAAACGCAGCAUAUACAUAGUCUCCUAGAUUAUUCUUUUUAUACUUUUUUUCAGCUCGUGAUUUUCUCAAUAUUUAUUUUUGUAUUGAUGAUUAAAAUUAUCCCUUCCGGCUUCGAUAAUUUUUUUUACCUUUACAGAUGCCGGUAAAAAGUAUUUAUACCUACGUAAAGUAAUUAAACCUUAAUAAUUAGGUGCUAUUUUUACAAAUUAUGUAUUAUUUUUGUUUAAAUUUGUGUUUGUAUAUGAGCUCUGAACAGAAUGCAAAGAACAUUUAUUUAUAUCUGAUUAGGCAUUCAUUUUGAUUCCUAGUUAUGAUUAUGAUAUAGGUAUCGUAUUUAUAUCCAAGAAUGGUUUACUUAUUAUAUCCUAUUACCAUGUACUCAGUUCUGUGUAUUUAAGUAUUAUUGUUGUAACAAAAUCAUAAACAUAGGAUAUAUAUUAUA